Messenger RNA from Aegilops tauschii subsp. strangulata, 781 nucleotides. Its product is annotated as ubiquitin-ribosomal protein eL40 fusion protein-like. Gene Ontology annotation, molecular function: structural constituent of ribosome; protein binding. Lineage: Eukaryota; Viridiplantae; Streptophyta; Magnoliopsida; Poales; Poaceae. Gene Ontology annotation, biological process: translation. Gene Ontology annotation, cellular component: ribosome. The record is from RefSeq and is a predicted model, not a curated record.
AGAGGAGACACGAUCAUCAGAUCGAACAAGUGAGGGAGCAGUUGAUCAAUCGGCGAAGAAAAGAAAAGAUGCAGAUCUUCGUCAAGACCUUGACGGGGAAGACGAUCAAGCUCGAGGUGGAGAGCAGCAACACUAUCGACAAUGUCAAGGCCAAGAUCCAGGACAAGGAAGGCAUCCCUCCGGAUCAGCAGCGCUUGAUCUUCGCGGGGAAGCAGCUGGAGGACGGGCGCACCCUGGCCGACUACAACAUCCAGAAAGAGUCGACGCUGCACCUGGUGCUCCGCCUGCGGGGCGGCAGCCGCGGCCAGUACAUCAUCAUGGACCCCAGCCUCCUGCAGCUCGCCCUCAAGUACAAGGAGAAGAAGAUGAUCUGCCGCAAGUGCUACGCGCGCCUCCCCCGCGGCACCACCAACUGCCGCAAGAAGAAGUGCGGCCACAGCAACGAGAUCAGGGCCAAGAAGAGGUUCCUCGACAAGCAUAUCAUGUGAAGAAAAAGAAGAAGAAGAAGCACAAGGCUUAUAUAUCCACCGCCGUCCAAUAUGAUAGAUUUUCGUGUUAUAUAGUACUCCCUCUGUAAAGAAAUAUAAGAGCGUUUAGAUCACUAAAGUGAUGGUCUAACACUCCUAUAUUUCUUUCCAGAGGGAGUAGUAUUUUACAGUAGUAUUUUCUACAUAUAGGAAGAUAGUCUUAAGUCUUACUAGGUUCUAACUAGUAGUCCGCAUCGAUCGGAUGCGUGUAUCGAACCAUUACUGCGAGUUAUUAUGGAUGUCUAAUGAUGAUC